This is a messenger RNA of Drosophila kikkawai, 2576 nucleotides long. RefSeq names its product 43 kDa receptor-associated protein of the synapse. Gene Ontology annotation, biological process: synaptic transmission, cholinergic; positive regulation of neuromuscular synaptic transmission. Lineage: Eukaryota; Metazoa; Arthropoda; Insecta; Diptera; Drosophilidae. Gene Ontology annotation, cellular component: neuromuscular junction; plasma membrane. Gene Ontology annotation, molecular function: protein-membrane adaptor activity; acetylcholine receptor binding. The record is from RefSeq and is a predicted model, not a curated record.
CGGCCCAGGACGAGCUUAAGCUAUAGCAUUUAUUUAAGCAAAUGUUUUGAGUGAAAAAUCAUAUUCUUGGUUUUGCAAUAUAGCUUUAUUAAAAAAAGCAAUUGUCAUGUCAUGGGAGAGCAUUGCCUCAAAGGAUCUUCUUUGGUAAUUGGACGCCUCGAAACUCCUAGAUACAUAUCCUUUUUAGAGUUUCCUUUCUCCAGCAUCCCACCUAGCCAGAAUCAUUCAGCCACGCAUUUACUUACAUCACCAGAUGGAUCGCGUUAUCUCUUGGAUAAUUCGAAUGAACUAAGUCAAUUGGAUGAAACCUUUUCUCGUGUGGCUGGCUAUGGCUCGAGUCCCGAUGCGGGAUCUCGUUCGUGUUGGACAUCCGGUCAAGGACUGUUACACACCAGUUCGGUAAUCGGCUGUUUCCUUUCAUGCCAACAGAGUUUGAGGCAAUAUAUAGCGAAGAGAAAGAUCGAGCGUGGCCGUCGGCUUUACGAGCAAAACAACCAAACCGAGGCAGUCCGGACGUGGCGCAGUGCUUUGAAGGGAACCUGUCAACGAGAAGAUUGCUUUCAGCUUUUGGGGUACUUAUAUCAGGCCCACAUGGACUGGGGUAAAUUCCGAGAAGCUAUUGAAUUUAGUCAUCAACAACUUGGUAUUUCCGAAGAGCUAGACUCACCAAAUAUGAGAGCUGAAACGUAUUUAAACUUGAGCAGAGCUCAUGCCAGCCUGGGUGGACUGGAACGAUCCCUGAGUUAUGCCCGUCACUCGCUCUAUAAUGAAUGCGGGACGAAGUGCCGCAGUGGCUUAGUCCAUUUGACGGUGGCUCGCGUAUAUCUGGAAAUGGGUGGAUUCUCCAGAGCACUGGAGGGAUUGCAAGGUGCCUAUAAGAUAGCCAUGGCAAUUGGUGAUCCCUCGCUUGAGCUGCAGGUGUAUGUAGCCUUAUCGGAGUUAUUUGGCCGUCUGCAGGAUAACGACAAGAGCGCCACGUAUGCAUCCAAGGCCUACGACCUAUCGCGAUCUUUACAACUUGGGGAUCUUAACUCUUGCCAUCAUAGGGCAGCGUUACUGCGCAUGGCGGUCUCUUUGCGAAAGCAGGGUGAGCUGGGAGAUGCACAGGAUUAUUGUAAGGAGGCCACUAAGCUGUCGCUUAUAUCCGGCGAUCAGGCUACGUUUACGCGCAGUAUUCGGAUUAUGGGUGACAUUUAUCGUAAGAAAAUGGAUAUGGAUCGGGCCUUUCACCAAUAUGAGCAGGCGAUGGGCACUUCUGCCAGCUUGGGCGAUCGCAUGGCUCAAAUGGAGGCCAUGGACGGAGCGGCUCGUUGCUUGGAGACGUUGCGUCUACAAAAUAAAAUUUGCAACUGCAGACCGUUGGAGUUUAAUACGCGUCUUUUAGAGGUUGCUAGUUCUAUUGGUGCCAAGUUUCUAGUUCGCAAGAUCCGUUGUCGGUUGGCACUGAUAUAUCGCGCUCUGGGCGACGAGGAUCAGUACAACUCACACUUUCGCAUGGCAAAUCAAACAGAUGCGGCGUUAGGCUUGAAUUGCGGAGCCUGUGGAGAGCUUUUUGGACUGCAGCCGGAAAACCUGGAGGCUUUGCCCUGUGCACACAUUCUCCAUGCGAGAUGUGCCUAUGAGAUACUACGACGUCGGGACAAAAAUACGCAACGAUCUUGUCCGGCGUGCAAUAAACAAAUGAGUUCUCGCCAGCAACUUGACGGAAGCGGAAACGGAAGUGGAGUCAUACCAGCCGAAACGGACAGCACGGAUGGUGGCGGCAGCAGCGUCAUCAAUGCAAACGUUCUUUCCGUUGGUGGCUUAUUCGGUAUUAACUCGGAUAUUCUCCUACCCUCAACCGUUUUUUGUAACAUUAAUCGAUCAAUGCCAUCGGACACAGAAAAUGUCACCUUAAUAAUGUCACCAAAGACCAUGUACCAUAGUAACUUGUCAUUGGCGUCGCUUAGUAUGCGAGCGUCCAGUCUCACCAUCGAUAGCGAUAGGCAGAAUGCAACGUCGUCGGUAUGAGACUUUGAAACCUAAACGCCUGCAAGAAAUUUUAAAAUUAAAUGAAAUAUAUCAGAAGAUCGCUGUUACUAGUUAACCCCUAUUUCCAUUAGAUCUAUGUACCAUAUUAAAAAAAAAGGUAAUUGCAUUCUAAAUGCACACAGAAAGUUAACACACACCAAAGUUUCAGUUACUACCAAUCCAAGCUUAUGUCUUGGAGUAAAAAAUGCAAGCCUUUUAAUAUUACGGCUUAAGCUUAACACCCAAAAUAUUAAAAACAAAUAGAGUACCUUUUCAAGUCAGAAUGUCUGGUGCAUUGUUAAUGUUUUAAAUUUAAACUUAAAAAAUAUAUGGCGACAACAAUUAAACUUUUAAACAAUAAAUAAAUCGUUACUAUCUGUUAAAUACUAAUACAUUUGGUUUUCAGAGCUCUGAACCGAAGCAGCCAUCUAAUAAAAACAAUUAUUAUAGUUCAAACCAAAUAAAAUAGUUCAGAUUUUGAGCUAAAAAUUUUUUAAUACUUGAAAUACUUUCGUGUCUAACUUUCAGAUAAUGUAACGUAAUGGGCUAAUUAUAAUAUUUUUAUU